UCUCUCUUUCCUUUUCCACUCGUUACUAUGCUAGACCACCUUGCAGGAAGGCCUUCAGCAAACUGGAAGCGGACACAAAUCAUUAUUACAUUAUGUACAAGCUUAUUCUUAUUGUUGAACGGAAAAAGAUAUAGGUGGCCAAAGACCCUGGGGCUAGAAAAUAGAACACUUAAGCAAUAUGCGCCAUGGAGAAUCGUGCUGGGCACUUGGCUAAUGUUAUACAUUACACGAAACGUUCAUAUUCUGCUCGGUAUCGAUGCUCCUGAACCAUUGGCAAGAUUGUAUAAGCGGAGUUAUUUCCGUGGCACUUGGAUCUUGACGGCUCUUGAUGCGGGAUUCUUCACGGCUAUGGGCAUCAAACCGACUUGGCUGCGUCAUAUCUUAUCGAUCGUCUUUUCCGCCUACUACUUGGUAUUUGCAGAUGAUGCGGAAGAGAAAUCUAGAAAAGUUCGAGCUACCAUUACUGUAGAGCAUAUGAGAACAUCUUGGGAGAAGGGAGCAAGUAACCCAAUAUUAAGCUUCGUUUCUUCUUUAUUGCGACCCAAGCUGAGUAUGAAAAAGGUCAUUCAGGUGGCCCGCCCAGCCUCUUCAGAAAGAGCCAGUCUUCCGCCUGUUCAGCUGCAUCUGUACUAUGCUGGGAGUCUAGAUAGUUUAGAAGACCAAACAUCCUUGAUUUUACAUUUUCCUGGAGGAGGAUUUGUCAGUAUGCCGCCUCCCUGUCAUGAAGAUGCCAUAUCACAAUGGGCUGCACAAACCGGAUAUUUGAUAUGCAGUGUCAAUUAUGGAAAGUCUCCAGAAUAUCCGUAUCCCUGGGCCAUGGAAGAAUGUUAUGAUACCUAUAUCAGCAUCGUUGAGAGCAACGGAAAAGUUCUUGGCCUUCGAGGCGACAAAGAGGUGACGAUUGCCUUUAUUGGUGACUCUGCUGGAGGAAAUUUGGCAGCAGGUGUCACCUUGAAAAUUCUGGCUCACAAUCAGCAGCUUCAAACAUCCAGCGUUAACUCUUCUUUUGUCAUGACAUCUGACGAUCCUUCGGCGUCUGUUCAUGAAAAUCAAGUGAUUCCACUACCUGCCGGUGUAAUUACUGUCUACCCAUGUCUCAACUUUGACUUAUCCUGCUGGAUGUCUCCGUCUCAGAUCUCACUCAUGCGGGCUGAAUCUAGCACGUCCUUAAACGCCACGACCAUGAGCCAUCUUCUAGAAUCCAAGGAUCACAUGCGCCAUCAAUCACCGCUUAGUGUAGAGCCCGACUUGGAGAGAAGAAGCCUAUGGCGACGUGCACUGGGUCUAGAGGCAAACCAUGCCAAGCGCGGGACCAGUCUAGAAGAGCGGAUUAGAUUUAUGCCUACCCGGGAUUCAGUUGAUGUAUCAUCUGCCACGUUAGUACCGCGUUUGGCAAUGACCAGCCGGAUGAGUUUCUUCAACGACCGCAUCAUUACACCUGAUCUGAUGCGAGCCAUGGCUAUCCUGUAUCUCGGUCCUCACUCGUAUCCAGACUUUGACACCGACUAUUUGUUGUCCCCCAUCGUGGCGCCGUCUACAUUGUUGUCACAAUUUCCAAAAUUAUACAUGAUGUGUGGAGAAAAAGACCCAUUUGUAGAUGACACAGUGAUUUUUGCUGGACGAAUCCGGCAAGCCAAACGAAAUAACGGUCAUAAGCGAACUCACCAUGAUGAAGAUCCAGAUCAUGGUGUUACUGUUCGCAUCAUGGAGGGCAUGAGCCACGCUUUCCUACAAAUGAUCCCGUUUUUACCAGACGCUGACAAGGCUACCAAGGCCAUUGGACGAUGGGCUCAGCAAAUUUUAGGGAGCGACGCUACACGGCCCAAGAUGUCGAAGUCUAGAAGCCUAAGCAAUGUAUCAGACAUUGCUACUAACGAAAAAGAUAUGAUCUAUCGACGUCGGAGAGGGUUAGUGGAUGGACUGUUUGUCGGAGUCGGCAGUGGUUAAAGUGGAAUUGAUGACAGUAACAGCCAUAAUCAAUAAAUUUCGUUUCCGCUGGCUGGUUUAAAAAUAGAGCGUUUUCU
Messenger RNA from Umbelopsis ramanniana AG, 2024 nucleotides. RefSeq lists its product as uncharacterized. Lineage: Eukaryota; Fungi; Mucoromycota; Umbelopsidomycetes; Umbelopsidales; Umbelopsidaceae. The transcript has 7 exons. Gene Ontology annotation, biological process: triglyceride catabolic process. Bases 28 to 1947 code for a protein of 639 amino acids. The record is from RefSeq and is a predicted model, not a curated record. Gene Ontology annotation, molecular function: triacylglycerol lipase activity; sterol ester esterase activity. Gene Ontology annotation, cellular component: cytosol.